This is a messenger RNA of Kwoniella botswanensis, 1497 nucleotides long. Its product is annotated as ATP-dependent rRNA helicase RRP3. The coding region runs from base 1 to 1497 and encodes 498 amino acids. The record is from RefSeq and is a predicted model, not a curated record. Gene Ontology annotation, molecular function: nucleic acid binding; RNA helicase activity; ATP binding. NCBI's taxonomy places the organism in Eukaryota, Fungi, Basidiomycota, Tremellomycetes, Tremellales, Cryptococcaceae. The transcript has 5 exons.
AUGUCAGCCUCAGGAUCUUCCGAAGCAUCUUCUUCUCGUUCGCAAUCCCCUUCCGGAUCAGCCUCCUCCUCCUCAAGAUCUCCUUCGCCGGAUUUCGAUCCCUCCGCUCCCGAACCUUCAGAGUCAAACAAACAGUUCUCAGAUCUGGGUAUAUCAGCUGAACUAUGUGCGGCAUGUAGCUCAAUGGGGUUCAAAAAACCUACCGAUAUCCAAAUCGAAUCUAUACCUCCUGCGUUGGAAGGUAAAGAUAUCAUUGGUUUAGCCCAGACUGGAUCAGGUAAGACGGCUGCGUUCAGUCUGCCCAUCUUGCAGAGUCUAUGGGAGAACCCACAACCUUUCUUCGCACUUGUACUUGCUCCUACCCGUGAACUGGCAUAUCAGAUAUCCCAACAGGUUACUUCCCUCGGAUCGGGAAUUGGCGUCAGGACAGCUACUAUAGUAGGAGGGAUGGAUAUGAUGUCUCAAUCUAUCGCCCUAUCAAAAAGGCCCCAUGUGAUAGUGGCUACUCCAGGUAGAUUGAUGGAUCAUUUGGAAAAUACUAAAGGAUUUUCUUUAAAAUCUUUGAAAUACCUGGUUAUGGACGAAGCGGAUAGAUUACUCGAUAUGGAUUUCGGACCUAUAAUAGACAAGAUAUUAAAAGUGAUACCUAAAGAACGGAACACCUAUCUGUUCUCUGCUACGAUGACAACUAAAGUUGCCAAGUUGCAGAGAGCAAGUCUGAACAAACCUGUUAGAGUUGAGGUAUCUUCCAAAUAUUCCACGGUAUCAACUCUUUUACAGCACUACCUUCUUCUUCCCCUCAAAGCCAAAGACACCCACUUGAUAUACCUCACCAACGAGCUGUCCUCAUCAUCCAUGAUCAUCUUCACCAGAACGGUCAACGACUCCCAACGAUUGUCCAUCAUUCUCAGGAGACUAGGAUUCCCCGCUAUACCCCUGCACGGCCAGAUGUCGCAAUCUAUGAGAUUGGCCAGUCUGAACAAGUUCAAAUCUGGUGGAAGGAGUAUAUUGGUUGCUACCGAUGUGGCUAGUAGAGGUCUGGAUAUCCCUUUGGUCGAUCUGGUGAUCAACUACGACAUGCCUACCAACUCCAAAGACUACGUCCACAGAGUAGGUCGUACCGCGCGAGCGGGACGUUCCGGUAAAUCCAUCACCUUAGUCACCCAAUAUGAUGUCGAAAUCCUUCAACGUAUAGAAUCGCAUAUAGGCAAGAAAAUGAUAUCGUUUGACGUCGAUAAAGAAGCUGUCAGUCUAUUGACUGAUACAGUCGCAAAGGUCAAUCGGGAAGCAGCUUUGGAAAUGCGUGAGUUAGGUAAUGGAGGUAAAGGUGGAAAGAGAGGUAGAGAUAUGGGUAGCAAAAGGAAAUUCGAUGAUGGAGAUGAUAGAGAUAGAGAUGAUGAUACUCAUGAAGCUGGUAUGGGUAUGAUGAAAAAGAGAAAUGGGAAUGGGAAAAGUAACAAGUUUAGUAAUGCUGGUAAAAAGAAGGUCAGAAGGUGA